ACCCUUUCGUCAUCAAACUUUUUUUGUGGUCCAAAAAGUCACUAAACUCACAAAAACGCACUAGCGAGGUCAUUUUACUGAUUUUUAGCAGUUUCUCAUCCGGUGGCACUGGCAAUGUGGAGUGGAGGAAUAUUUUUUAAGGGGCAAAAAUGUCCAAUAAAAUAUGACAGACCUGUUUUGUCCCCGCAAGCCGUGCCCUUAGAUCUAAAACUUCAUUGAGCCCUUCUUUCGUCUAUUAGACAAAUCUUCUUUCAUCUUCCCCACUCUUGCGGCUCACCACUUCAAAAUCUACUCUUGUGGCUCUCAGAAUGCCAUGACUAUAAUAGACUCCGACAAGACUCUUAUUUGCCUCCGCAACGCCUGCAAUUUCGUCGGCAACCUCGUCAGGUUAAAAGGGCAGUUUCUUUUCGUCAACACCAACACCCUUUUCGACGAAAUCAUCGAGGAAAUGACGAAAGCCAUUGGGAUUAAGAAUGACAAGUCGUGGCGUCUUGAGGGCUUUUUAACAAACAGUUCGAGUCCCAAAAAGUUUCGCGGCCGGAAUAAGAAGUUGAACUUGGGAGCCAUUCACGCUCCUGAUUGUGUGGUGAUUUUCGAUACGGAGAGGAAGUCUUCGGUUAUUUUGGAGGCUGAAUGGUUGCAAGUUCCGAUUGUGGGGCAUGUUGAUUCGAGUAUGCCGUGGGAAACUUAUAAGAAGAUUACUUAUCUGAAAGAAGAUUUCUCUCUGAAUAGAUGAAAGAGAGACUCAAUGAAGUUUUAGAUCUAAGGGCACGGCUUGCGGGGACAAAACAGGUCUGUCAUAUUUUAUUGGACAUUUUUGCCCCUUAAAAAAUAUUCCUCCACUCCACAUUGCCAGUGCCACCGGAUGAGAAACCGCUAAAAAUCGGUAAAAUGACUCCGCUAGUGCGUUUUUGUGAGUUUAGUGACCUUUUAAGCCACAAAAAAAGUUUGAUGGCCAAACGGUGCCAUUUUCAAUAGUUUAGUGACCUUUUGGGCCAUUCACUCUUCAUAAAUUGAUAGUAUUAUACAUUAGAGAGAAUUUUGAUGCA
This is a messenger RNA of Coffea arabica (coffee), 1049 nucleotides long. The record is from RefSeq and is a predicted model, not a curated record. Lineage: Eukaryota; Viridiplantae; Streptophyta; Magnoliopsida; Gentianales; Rubiaceae.